Aspergillus welwitschiae is the source of this 878-nucleotide messenger RNA. RefSeq names its product SDR family NAD(P)-dependent oxidoreductase. Lineage: Eukaryota; Fungi; Ascomycota; Eurotiomycetes; Eurotiales; Aspergillaceae. Gene Ontology annotation, molecular function: oxidoreductase activity, acting on the CH-OH group of donors, NAD or NADP as acceptor. The transcript has 2 exons. Bases 1 to 762 code for a protein of 253 amino acids. The record is from RefSeq and is a predicted model, not a curated record.
AUGGAAGGCAAAACGGCCCUAAUCACCGGAGCCGGCAGCGGAAUCGGCCGCGCCACAGCCCACAAACUACACAUCCUAGGAGCAAACCUAAUCCUCAUCGAUAUCAACCCCUCAUCCCUGCACCAAGUCGAAACCGAACUCACCCCCAAUCCCUCCUCGAACCAAACCCAACACCACCAAUACCACACAUGCGACAUCUCCUCCCCCACAGCCUGCAACAACCUCCUUACCACCCUGACCACCCCCCAACCCCUCACAAUCAACUACCUCUUCAACAACGCCGGCAUAAACCCCACCACAAUGCCCAUAACCUCCACCCCAGACACCUACUUCACGAAACUAAUCGACACCAACCUCCGCGGCACCUUCAACAUGACGCGCGCCUGCAUCCCGCACAUGCCCUCAUCAUCAAAUUCAGCAGCAAUCGUCAACAUGACCAGCAUGUGCGGUCUAAAAGGGUACUCUGGAUUCAGCGUCUACUGCGCAACCAAGUUCGCUAUUGUGGGCUUCACGAAAGCGUUGGCGGUGGAGUUGGGACCGCGAGGGAUAAGGGUUAAUGCGGUUGCGCCAGGGCCGACGGAUACGCCUACGAUGGUGGGGAAUGUUGAGGGAGAGGAGAAGAAUGAGGAGAUGGUCAAGGGGGUUGCGUUGGGAAGGUUGGGAAGGCCCGAGGAGGUUGCUGAUGUCGUGGGGUUUUUGUUUGGGGAUGAGGCGCGGUUUGUUAAUGGGGGAGUGGUAGAGGUGACGGGGGGGAUGGUUUGAUUUAUUUAUUAUUGUUAUCCUGGGUCUGGGAUUGGGGUCGGUUGUGGAAUGAAUGUAUAGAUGAUGUGUGGUAUAGGAGGGAGGUGGUUAGGGUUAUGGUUGUGUUUUAUGUUGGG